AUGAUUUGGGACUAUUUAUUCGGUACUCAGAAAGCAGACCAAAGUAGCUCAAUAAACGAUAAGAGCGCGAUUUGCGGAGGACUCCAUUUCAGAAACCGCCCGCUCGAGGAUCCACAGCAACUUCAGUCUGUUGAAAUAGAAUCCAAAGAAAAAAUCCGCCGGAGCGUACUCUGCGGUAAAGAAGGUCUCUGGAAAGUUCCCCCGGAUGCGCCGCAAACGAUCCUGGCAUGUUUCGAAAACGGGUUGAAAAUCUCACGUGACCGCGUGUCCGAUGGAACGUACAAAACAAUCACUUAUGAUCAACUAAACGAAGACAUUCAAAUGGCUGCGAAGGCCUUUCAAAAAAUGGAUCUCCUUCCAAAAGAAGAUAAAUUCGCCAUUUUCAGUCAAAACUGCUACCAAUACGACGCUGCUAUUCUAGGAGGCUACUACCGCAACUUGUGUAACGUCAGUCCAGGGAUACGUAACGCUGUGGUAGACUCGCUCUUUCCACUCCAAAAAAUCAAAGUUCACGCGCAAAACAGUACUCCUCGGCGUGACAAAAAAGUUCUCUACGAUACGCUUGGAAAUGAUGCUGUCAGGUAUAUCCUUAAUCACAUCGAGGCAAAGUGCGUUUUUGUUGGAGACGAAAAGAAGCUCGAUGCGAUUUUGGAAAUUGCCGAAGACUUGCAUUUCUUACGAUUCAUCGUGACUUUUGAAGAAUCUCCUUCCAAUAAAACGAACACGAAUCAUGGAAAGAUCAAAAUCAUCUCCUGGGAAGAGUUUUUAUCCUCCGGAGCGGAUGUCAAUCUUGUCGAAAGAAAACCGUCUGCCAAGGACAUUGCGACGAUCAAUUAUACUUCAGGGACGACGGGCAACCCAAAGGGUGCUGUCUUGUCCCACGAAAACGUUACAACCCUGGCGCUGGGAAUUAUCACGUGGUUCCUCCCUCAGCCCAUCGGCUACAAUGAAAGAUGGUUUAGCUACCUGCCAAUGGCGCAUGUUUUCGAGCGAUCUGUCAGGUGUAUCAUUUUCACGGUGGGGGCGCAAUUUUGGUUUUCCUCCGGUAAUCUACUGAAGCUGCUCGAUGAGCUGGCCAUCGUCCAGCCGACUGUCUUCGGCACUGUUCCACGUGUUACGAACAGACUUUAUGACAGAAUCAAGGCUGCUAUGGCAGAGAGUCCUUCAAAGAACUGGCUGAUAUCUUUUGCUCAAAGUGCAAAGCGAAACCUGCUGAAUCGUGGUAUAGUGACUCGCGAGACUUGGUGGGACUACUUUGUCCUGUCGAAGAUUCAGAAGCUGGUGGGCGGCAAAGUGCAUACAUGGAAAUCCUUCCCUGUAGUCAAAAUCCGUCCUCGGAAUAAUCGUGGAAAAAACCCAAAAGUCCGCGCUUUUGUCCGCGAAAUUUUCGGCUGCCACGUGAUUGAAUCUUACGGUACAACGGAAAAUGUUGGCUGUGGUUGCGCCACAACUUUUACCAAUUUUACCGUCGAUGAUGGCUCUGUCGGUCCCCCGCAGCCCUGGAAUGAAGUAAAGCUGGUGUCUGUUCCCGAAAUGGAUUAUUUCGCGGAAGACAAUUGUGGCGAAAUUUGCUUCCGAGGGGCAAAUACGAUGCUGGGCUACUUUAAAGAGCCGGAGAAGACACGGGAAACGAUUGACAAUGACGGCUGGCUCCAUACAGGAGAUAUUGGAAGAUGGGACCAGUAUGGAAAUUUGCACAUUUUUGACAGAAAAAAGAAUAUUUAUAAACUUGCUCAGGGAGAAUACGUCGCUCCAGAAAAGAUCGAAGGAGUGCUUGGAAAGCAUCCUUUGGUAGAACAAAUUUUUGUCUGGGGAAGCAGCUAUCAUCACUACAAUGUCGCAGUUUUGGUUUUUUCAAAAGAAGUGCUUCGGAAAAAAUUUGGCAGCGAGUCUGUUAGUUUGGAAUCGGACGAGUUACUUGCUUGGGUUCACGCUGAAAUUGAACAGUAUGGGCGCUCAGAGGGAUUAAAAGGAUUUGAAAUUCCAAAAAGGAUCAUCAUGGAGCAAAUCGCAUUCACGGUGGAUAACGGGCUCCUAACACCAACGCAAAAGGCCAAACGCCCAGCAAUCUACAAGAAGUACAAACCGCAGAUUGAUGAUUUGUAUAACAAAUAA
Messenger RNA from Oikopleura dioica, 2115 nucleotides. The record is from the annotation of a GenBank genome assembly. NCBI's taxonomy places the organism in Eukaryota, Metazoa, Chordata, Appendicularia, Copelata, Oikopleuridae.